This is a messenger RNA of Trichomonas vaginalis G3, 1377 nucleotides long. Its product is annotated as Hermansky-Pudlak Syndrome protein 1 family. The record is from RefSeq and is a predicted model, not a curated record. The coding region runs from base 1 to 1377 and encodes 458 amino acids. Gene Ontology annotation, cellular component: BLOC-3 complex. Lineage: Eukaryota; Parabasalia; Trichomonadida; Trichomonadidae. The transcript has a single exon. Gene Ontology annotation, molecular function: guanyl-nucleotide exchange factor activity.
AUGAAAAUUCGAAUUAUAUCAACCACUACAACAUUUUAUCCACUAGAUACGGAUGCUCAAGAUUUAUCUCACAAGAAUGACAAUCUUACCCUUAAAUCAAUGCUGAUGUAUCUAAAAAGAGAAUUAAAUGAAGAAGUUCGUUUUUUUAGGGCAGGAGACAAGUUUGUUGUUUUACAACAAUGGAGAGAUGCUCUUUUUGUUAUCGAAUCUGAUGAAAACUAUUCUCCUGAACUCCUAAAAUUGACGUUACAAGCAACAAGAGAAAUUUUAAUCUUUUUGUUCGGUCCAAAAUAUGAAACUGUCAUGGGAACAAGCAUAUCAUUAGCAAAGAGACAAGCAUUUGCAAGAUAUAUUGAUACUUAUUUGAAUCAUUGCGAUACAAAUUAUUUAUCUCUCCUUCAGACUCCGAUACAUGAUAUUGACAAUUACGAAUUAGGAAACUGUUUUUCGCAAUGUGCCGAAAAUGUCUCUUCUCAAUACAAAUCAAAUUUAAUUGCUCUAUUUUUGUUCAAUAACAACAAAAUAGUAUCAAUGUACGUUCCAAAAAAUGCUUCUAAGAUUGAUCCAGAAAUGCUGUUCAUUAUUCAGCUAUUCGAAAACGUUGAAUACCCGAAUACAAAAUCUGAACCUAAUUUUCAGUUGAUAAGUGAGCAAUUUGUCGAAGAAAAUAUACGUACAAGGAUCGCGUUUAUCAGAUCCAAUAGAAUUCCACUCGCUUGCAGCUUAACUUCGUCACAACUUUACGCAAAUUCUCCAUUGUCAAUUCUAGCGAUUACACAAGACUCAAAAAUGACUAUUGAGCAAAAGGAUACGAUAAAGAGCAUGAUGAUGAACCUUACAAAGUCAGUUUCUACAUUAUAUUUUGCUCAACCAAAUUAUCCGCCCAUUGAAGUUGUUGAAGGUCUUAUACAUGCAGCAUUUAUCAAUAGAACAAACGGUACGUCAUUCGAACUUACUCCAGAUAUCACAAUGUCAUUGUUAUCAAGAUAUAUGGCAUUUCAAAGUGAAGAAGAGAUGGAACAAAUGGUCAUUUCGAUGAAGAAGAGCUUAGCAAACAAAGCUAUAACAGCUUUAAUGAAAGGAUACACGACAAUGAUUUGGGGUGAAAUGGAUUUACAGUUUUGCUAUCUUUUGGCAUUCAGAGAUGCUGAUGGGAAUGAGAUAAAGCCAACCCGGGUGUUUGAACCUCCUCUUUUUGAUGAUGACAGCGGAAUUACUUUUAAUUUAGUUGCAAGCUCCGUUCUUCCUGAUGUUAGAGGAAAAAUUAAUGUCUUUGAAAUAUUAACGGUAUUUACCGGUGAGAUGCCUGUCAGAGAUGUUUCUUACGGAGUUCAUUUGAUGUUCCAAAAUUAUUUGAAGGACUAUGUCAUGCUUUGA